AGCUAGAGAUAACAUCUCCCUGUGGGUAACCCUUCCCUGCCAAGCCCCCUGAAGCUGGGCCCAGGCUGAGAGGAGGGAUUGUGGGGUGUGGAAUGAAUUUAGGGGUGUGAGGGUCUACCAGGCAGAAGCAGGUCGGCUGUGAUGACAGCACAGAGCUCAGGAACGCUGCCUGAGGACCCUGGGGCCUACGAGGAGGAGAAGAGGGCAGGAGCUGGUGGGGUGCUUGCAGAGACCCUGGGCUCCUAUCCUGCCAUAAGCCUCGCUGUCUCCUGAUAUCUGCAGCCAGGCCCUACUGACACCUCCAGGCCUGAGUACAAGCAGAGACCCCACCCUUCCCAGGCCCUGGAGGACUGGUCCACCUUAACUGGGCAGCCCUUGGGGCAGGCGCUGGCCGGUGCCUCAGCCCAGGCCUCUGUGCUCUGCAUGCACUGCCAGCCUGCCAUCAGGCCCCUUGCAGUGGGUUGCAGCCCUGAACCAUGAUCCAGGGCACCUUCGAGCCAGAUGGUCCCCUCUGGGGCUGGGACUGGGACAGUGACAAUGACUGGGAUAGUGCUGUGCUGGCCCUCCUGGCGCUGGCUGUGGUGGCUGCCACAGCGCUGGCCUUACACUGGUUUGGCUCCGGGCACGACCAAGAGGCGGCAGAACCGGUGUCCACAGCCCUCGGGGCUCAACCUCAUCAGGCAGGAGGAGCUGAGCUGGCCCUGCAACCGAAGUCCAAGGUCAGUGAUGGCAGCGAGGGGCAGAGCCCAGGGCAGGGGAAACCAGAGCCCCCAGGACGCGGCCAGCAGAGCCCUGUCCCUGCUGCAGCGCCGGGCGGGGGCCUGGCCGCCAUGGCCCGGCUUCCACUCAAGACAGCUGUCGAGGAGGCCCGCAGAGGGGCAUUAGGACAGCAACGGGGCAGUGCUACCCCCGCGGCCCCCCGAGCAGAAGGAAAGGAGCCUCCCAGGCCAGGCACUGCCCUCCUGGGCAGGAGCGAAGAGGGGGGGAUGUCCGCCCCCCUCCUGAUCCACUUCACUCCUCGGAGCCCUGGCAGCGAAGCGGAGGCGCAGGCGGAGACAGGUGGUGUCAGGGCGUCCUCUCGCCAGGCCGCAGGCCCCGCGGGGCAACAGGACACUGGCCCCUGGCAGGCGGGCGCGGGGCCCUCGGGCUCGAUGGGGAGAGGCCCGGGCCGGCGGCGGCGGAUGGACGCUGGCUCGGGAGACAGAGCCCGCCGCCCCCGGAAACUGGACCUGCUCCGCCUGGGCGCCGCGGGGAGCGUGUGGGACGCGGUGGAUGAGGCCGCCGCCCUGGACGCCCACGCGCGCGGCCUCCCCACAGGACCCCCACUCGCCCAGGAGCCCGCACUCCCGGCGCUGCCCGCUCCCCGCGCCCUGCAGCCUGGGUCUCAGACGGAAGGCUCUGGGGCCAAGGGUGGCUGGAGCAGGGAGGCUUCGGGGGUCCCUGCCCCUGGAGGAGGCUGGCCCUGGGUCAGCAGGGAGGUCCCGGGCACCCGGAGCUUUGGCCCAGCCCCAGGCUCCACGCGCCCCUGGCUAGAGAGUCCGCCUCAAGGUCGCCCACUCUCGUCCCAAGGGCCGGGUGCCACAGGGGCCUACGAUGCGGGCGAGGCCGGGGCUGACAGCUCCCGAGAUAACAGUCCUGCCGCUGACCUGGGGCCCACCCGGCCCCCGGAGCAAGCAAAGCCGGCCGCAGCCUGCCACAGCCGCGCGCCCUCCCGGAGCCGUGAGCCUCGCCCGCGCUCCGCCUCCCCGCCCGCAGCUCCCGGCCCGGGGUUCCCACCUGAAGCCCUGACUGUCCCUUCUCCUUCAGAUUUUUUGCCCCUGGGGGUUACCCAGGGUCCUUCUGUGGGCGAAAAUCUCAGAGCGGCGCCAGCCCCAAGUUCAGCCUCAGCCCAAGUCUUAACUUCAGCUCCAGCCUCAGUCCUAGCCCCAGCCCUGGCUUCAUCCCCCACCUCAGCACCAACCUCAUCCCCCACCUCAACCUCAUCCCCCACCUCAGCCCCAGCCCCAGCUCCAACCUCAGCUCCAACUUCAACCCCAGCCCCAGCCCCAAGUCCAGCCCCAGCCCCAGUCCCAGUCCCAACCCUCACACCCCCAUCCCCAGCCCUAACCCCAGUCCCAACCCCAGCCCCAACCCCAGCUCCAACUCCAGCCCCAACCUCAGCCGCAUCCCCUGCCCCAGCCCCCACCUCAGCCCCAACCCCAGCCACAUCCCCUGCCCCAGCUGACGGGUCAAAGCCUCAGGAGAGUGUGGCUCUCCCCAGGCGCUACCAGGAGGGGCAGGUCUCAGCCAGCUGGGGAAACCUUAUUGCCAUGGUUCUUAGAAGCCACCCCUUCCCCAGGCAAGACAGGCCCCAAGGGAGUGUCCCGAGGGCGGUUCCCGGGAGCCCCGUGGAUCCCAGCACUUCCACACACUCUGAGGACAGACACGGCCCCUCUUCUUCAGUGGGGACAGUCAUGGGGACAGGUACAGGGGGCCUGGUUGAGGCUGGAGCUCAGCCACAGACAAGAAGCUCCGAGACCAACGGAUCGCCCAGCCCAGACCCUCCCCCAGGCCUAAGAGGAGAGGGAACCAGGGAGAAAAGUCUAGACUCGCUGCCCCAAGCCGCGAUGCCCAGGGGCCCCGCACAGCCCCCCGCGCAGAGGCCGCCUGGCCCCGCGGCCUCCUCCUCUGUGAGGCGCUCACAGCCGGUACCCCAGCUACGGAAACGCAGCAGGUGCGAAAUCGCCCCGACCUCGGAGCAGGAGGUCAGGCCGGCCGCCUCAGGGGACCCUCAAGGGGAGGCGCCGGGGGAGGGGGGCAGCCCUGCCGGCCGCAGCGGGGCGCUCACAGAAAAGCAGAAGGAGGCCCGGAAGCUCAUGGUGUUUCUGCAGAGGCCCGGGAGUCGGGGGGUGGUGGAGGGGCCCCGGAAGCCCAGCUCCCGGGCCCUGGAGCCCACCACGGCGGCAGCCCUGCGGCGGCGGCUGGACCUGGGCAGUUGCCUGGACGUGCUGGCCUUUGCCCAGCAGCACGGAGAGCCCGGCCUGGCGCAGGAGACCUACGCGCUGAUGAGCAACAACCUGCUGCGAGUGCUGGGAGACCCGUGCCUCUACCGCCGGCUGAGCGCGGCCGACCGCGAGCGCAUCCUCAGCCUGCGGACCGGCCGGGGCCAGGCGGUGCUGGGCGUGCUCGUACUGCCCAGCCUCUACCAGGGGGGCCGCUCAGGGCUCCCCAGGGGCCGUCGUGGCGAGGAGCCUCCUGCGGCGGCCCCCGUGCCCCUGCCACUACCGGCGCACCUGCAUGUGUUCAACCCCCGGGAGAACACCUGGCGGCCCCUGACCCAGGUGCCCGAGGAGGCCCCGCUUCGGGGCUGCGGUCUCUGCACCAUGCACAACUACCUGUUUCUGGCGGGGGGCAUCCGUGGCUCCGGUGCCAAGGCCGUCUGCUCCAACGAGGUCUUCUGCUACAACCCUCUGACCAACAUCUGGAGCCAGGUUCGGCCCAUGCAGCAGGCCCGAGCCCAGCUCAAGCUGGUGGCCCUGGACGGGCUGCUCUAUGCCAUCGGUGGCGAAUGCCUGUACAGCAUGGAGUGCUACGACCCGCGAACAGACGCCUGGACCCCACGCGCGCCGCUCCCCGCAGGCACCUUCCCUGUGGCCCACGAGGCUGUGGCCUGCCGUGGGGACAUCUACGUCACGGGGGGUCACCUCUUCUACCGCCUGCUCAGGUACAGCCCCGUGAAGGAUGCUUGGGACGAGUGUCCAUACAGUGCCAGCCACCGGCGUUCCAGCGACAUCGUGGCGCUGGGGGGCUUCCUGUACCGCUUCGACCUGCUGCGGGGCGUGGGCGCCGCCGUGAUGCGCUACAACACAGUGACCGGCUCCUGGAGCAGGGCCGCCUCCCUGCCCCUGCCCGCCCCCGCCCCACUGCGCUGCACCACCCUGGGCAACACCAUUUACUGCCUCAACCCCCAGGUCACUGCCACCUUCACGGUCUCUGGGGGGACUGCCCAGUUCCAGGCCAAGGAGCUGCAGCCCUUCCCCUUGGGGAGCACUGGGGUCCUCAGUCCAUUCAUCCUGACUCUGCCCCCUGAGGACCGGCUGCAGACCUCACUCUGAGUGGCAGGCAGAGAACCAAAGCUGCUUUGCUGCUCUCCAGGGAGACCCUCCUGGGAUGGGCCUGAGAGGCCGGGGCUCAGGGAAGGGGCUGGGAUCAGAACUUCCUGCUCUUGUUUCUGGACAACUUUCCCCUUCUGCUUUAAAGGUUGUCGAUUAUUUUGAAGCCCAGACUCCCUCAGCCUCUUUCUGCCCCUCACUCCACACCCAGACUGUUUCCUGACUCAAUUCCGUACCUGCUUACAGACCCUCUCAGCUUGCUCACACCCCACUGUCUGUGGGACUCCCUAUUCCCUAGAGCCAGGGACUGAUGCGUCCCCACAGACAAGGACUUGGCUCGCUGGAGCUCUGCUGAGCCGAGAGAGGAGGGGGUAGAAAACAUUCACGCUUCCUAUGCUCUGUCAGCAGGACAGGGAGCAAAAACGUCCCCAGGCAACGCCCUCGCCUCUGGGACUUUCUGCCUGUCCUAAGGCCUCCCCAGGUACCAACCCCGCAGCUAUCUGGGUCUGUUUGGCACUGUGGAUUCUCAAGGGCCUAGAACCCUUGCCUCUGAAACUGGUCCGCUGGUGCAGCCCUGCUGUCUGCAGCUCCUGCCCAUACCCCCAGCCCAUACCAGGCCAGGCCCACUCCGGGCUCACCACCCUCUGCAGCCUUGUGGGGCUCUCCCAGCCCCUCCAGAAGCCCACCCCACUUCUCACCAACCCCCCAUCUCUAAAUGAGGCCAGAGUGUCACCCUAGUUCUGCCCCUUUUUAGCUGUGUAGACUUGGACAAGACAUUUGACUUCCCUUUCUCCUUGUCUGUAAAAUGUGGACAGUGGGCAUCUGUCACCCAAGAGAGUUGUGGGAGUCAAGAUCACAGCUGUGAGCACCUCACACGGUGUCCAGCAUGCACAGCACAAUCCAUGAUGUGUUUUCUCCCCUCACGCACUUUGAAACCCAUGCUAGAAAGGUGAAUACAUCUGUCUGUGCUCCACUCCAACCUCCAGCCUGGAUGUCCCUGUCUGGGCCCUUUUUCUGUUUUUUAUUCUAUGUUCAGCACCACUGGCACCAAAUACAUUUUAAUUCACCGAAA
Messenger RNA from Gorilla gorilla gorilla (western lowland gorilla), 5163 nucleotides. It is a transcript of the gene KLHDC7B, whose product is annotated as kelch domain containing 7B. The record is from RefSeq and is a predicted model, not a curated record. The coding region runs from base 477 to 4094 and encodes 1205 amino acids. NCBI's taxonomy places the organism in Eukaryota, Metazoa, Chordata, Mammalia, Primates, Hominidae. Gene Ontology annotation, molecular function: protein binding. The transcript has a single exon.